AAGCUAACCGCCAAAAACAAGAACCAGAAGAAGAGAGCCUCACACCUUUGCAAUAGUUUGCUUAACUUUAGAAUUAGUUUAUAUCGGUAGCAUUAGCAUCUUCAUUAAGUGCCGUUAUAACCGGUGGAGAGUUGGAGUUUUUAGUUUUUACAACUUUGCCAGCCAAAGUUAAAUCCCACCGAAGCUAAUGCUAAAACUACAGCUGCAUAUAAGAUUAUGAUGAGGUACGUGAGCGCAGCUAGCUGCUAAUUAGCGCUAAACGUUAGCUGCUAGCUUGCUAGCUUUCCAGGAUCAGCAAGAAGAAAACGCAUCUGAGGGUCACGUGCGGACCUGACUAAACAUCCACUGACUGGUGUGAGGAACCAGAGGGAAACUCUACACGUGGUUAAUGGACACUUCCGGCUUCAUCCAGGAUGCAACAGAGGAGAAGGCAAAGGUCUGCUUGGUAAAUAUGACUGGAACAGAUAAUGUAGCCCACUGGGUAAUGAGACAGGAAGGGAGCCCUCGGAGCAACAUGUAAUGAAGCAUUGUUCAUGCUUUAAUGGCCAAAGUUGUUCCUCCCAUCCCGUCCAGUGUUACAUUGCUUCUGUCCUCCCUGCUGCCCCGUGGCUUUGCUGUGGGCCCUUCACAGCUCUAUGAGGGCAGACUGGGAUUGUGGUGGGUCGGCCAUGCGAUGGAGGCUGGAGCUUUGCUGGGGAGGGAGGACGACUCACAAUGGGCCUGGAAGUUUCACAGUGACUUGAUGACUCAAAACCGAGAAAGUGAAUUCACAGAAAAAGCUAGAAUAGAUGAGACCAACAGCACAAACGCAGAAAAGGCGAGGCUGGAGAGAGGCGCAAAUAAAGACGUUCUACUUCAAAAGGCUCUUUGGAUCAACUUUGCUUGUCAAGCACGAAGCAGAACCCAGCAGAAUGUGGCAGUGCAGUGCACGUGUAGUGAGGUGUGUAUGGGUGAGUGUGUGAAUGCAUGUCUGAGGUUGUGUCGAGACGUCCAGCCAGGAACAGAGCUGCUGCUGCUUGACGAAACGGGGGGUAAAAAUCUGAAUCCUGACGUUCCCCGCUCAGAGGACAGCUCCACUGCACUGCGCACAGAUGAGAAGCAGAAAGAUCCAGAGGUUAUUGCCAACAUACCGAUCAGUCAAGGAACAAAAGGGAACCGGAGACCAGAGACAAACCAGAAGGACGAAGAGCAGGAGCAACCACUGCAAAACCCCCACACAGGCAGCAGGAAGAGUUGCUCCACCGCACCGAGGAAGAGGAGGAAAGUCAGGAGAACCAUGUGUGAGCCAAGUCCCAACAGUGACAGACGACAGGAAGACUGCGCUGACAGUCGCACCGUGAAGAAUAAUGUGACAGCGGUGAGGCACAGAGGCGGUGAAGGCUGGGACCCGGCAGCUGUGGACAGAUGCUCUCACUCUAGUGCUACAGACAAACAAACAGACUCCCACAUCCCCUCUGGGGCCACUACAGCGCGGUGUAGCACUCGCCUAGCGGCUAAACCACGAAGGGUUCACAGUGUGAGCAGCAGGGUAAAACGACCACACGGCCGCCCUGACCCACCCGCACAAACAACAGAACCGGUCCUGGACCCCCCCGGGAGCCCAAAACCUGUCCUCCAAAGCGUGGCUUGUGUGAACGCAUCCCAGCCUCAGGCCGAGUCUGUCACCGCAGCGUGUGCCGCAGCUGCUCUUACCUGGUGUCCAGAGACCCGGGAGAGGCGCUACAGAUGUUCCAGUUGUGGCAAGAGGUUCUACCAGCUCAGUCACUUGAAAAAACACCACUUUAUCCACACGCACACGAAGCCCUUCACCUGUGAUGAGUGCGGGAAGCAUUACACCUCUGUAGAAAGCUUCCGGGCUCAUCAGAUGAGCCACCGUGGGGAGCGGCCCUUCUCCUGUCCUCACUGUGAGAAGAGCUACGGGCUGAAGCGGGACCUGAGGGAGCACAUGGUCCUGCACACUGGAGAAAGGCCUUACCCCUGUGAGCUCUGUGGCAAGGCUUUUGCCCGGCGACCAUCACUACGCAUCCACAGGCUCCUUCACUGCAGCAGGAAAGUCUACACGCAGCCCCCAAAGGUUCAGUGCUCAGUCUGCGCCAAGCUGCUGGCGAACUCGGGUUCUCUGAGGAACCACAUGAAGCUGCACACGGGUGAAAAACCGCAUAUCUGUCAGCACUGUGGCAAGCGUUUCAGUCAGAAAGGGAACCUCGAGUGCCAUUUGAGAAUCCACAAUAAAGAGAAACCAUAUCGUUGCGACGAGUGCAAUCAGAGCUUCGCCCAGAAGCCGGAACUGCGCCGCCACAUGUUCUCCCACACCGGAGGGGGGUUCCUCUGCAGUUACUGUGGCAGGUCGCUGAGGGACCCACAUAGCCUCAAGUCCCAUGAACGGCUACACACUGGAGAAAGGCCGCAUUGCUGUCCUGUCUGUGGAAAAGGUUACACUUUGGCCACUAAGCUGAGGAGACACGUUAAAUCUGCUCACCUGAAGGAGAAGCCGUACGUCUGCCACUGUGGCGCUGCCUACACUGUGAGGCAGAGUCUGUUGAGACACCAGUCUCAGCACAGGACAGAGGGAGGUGGUCAAAACCAGGUAGAGGAGGGGCAGCAAGGGGACGUGAACAGCAGCCAGGAGGAGGUCGUGCACGGGCCUGCGACUGGAAGCUCCAGUCAUCCAAAGCCAAUCAGAGGCAGACCCAAGAAGAAGAAUGCUGGAGAAAAGGAAGGUGAAGCAAAGCAGGGCAGGAGGACGGGAAAAGCAGAGAAGCAGGCGAGGUGGGCAGGAAGUGAGGUUCGAGGCCAUGAGACGACAGGAGGACAAGAUGGAGACGCCCCAGGCAGUGUCCAGCACACGGUGGUGUACGUCACAGACAAUCUGUCCACGCGUGUCUCUACCCCUCUGCUCCUCGCCUCAGACAGCUCACUCACAGGAGCCGGGCAGGAGCUGGUGGAGGUGGUGAUAUCGGAGGGCUCAGAGCAGUGCAUCGUGGUCCGUGGACAGCAGACGGUGGGAGAGCUGCUGGUGUUGGAGGAGGAGGAGAGCGGACUCUGCUCUGUGGCUCAGACGGUGGAGAUAGACUCUGUGUAGACCCAAACCUCCGGUUUACCUACGUAGCCCAAAGUCAGUGAGUCCAGAAGCAACUUGGCCAAAUGUUCUCUACAUAGUAAAUAAAAGUGCUGUCCCGCAUCAGA
Betta splendens (Siamese fighting fish) is the source of this 3186-nucleotide messenger RNA. Its product is annotated as zinc finger protein 408-like. Gene Ontology annotation, biological process: regulation of transcription by RNA polymerase II. Gene Ontology annotation, molecular function: RNA polymerase II cis-regulatory region sequence-specific DNA binding; DNA-binding transcription activator activity, RNA polymerase II-specific. The transcript has 10 exons. The record is from RefSeq and is a predicted model, not a curated record. Gene Ontology annotation, cellular component: nucleus. Bases 542 to 3082 code for a protein of 846 amino acids. NCBI's taxonomy places the organism in Eukaryota, Metazoa, Chordata, Actinopteri, Anabantiformes, Osphronemidae.